Molecule: messenger RNA, 348 nt
Organism: Suillus subalutaceus
Lineage: Eukaryota; Fungi; Basidiomycota; Agaricomycetes; Boletales; Suillaceae
Exons: 1
Source: RefSeq, a predicted model, not a curated record
GAGUGGCGUCGAGUGUUUGCAUCUGAAAUCAAGAAAUGUGGAGAAGUCCUUCAAUGCCAUCAAUGUCGCUCGGUGUGCCAUAAGUAUGGCAAUGAAACUCGUUGUCGAUUUUUGUUUCCGCACAAAAUAGUGGACAGUUCCUAUUUUGAUCCUGAUACAAACUCUGUGGUACUCAUGUGCCAAGAUGGCAAUGUGAACUAUUUUAAUCCAUACAUCCUCGUCUAUUGUCGGCACAACCACAAUAUCAAAUGUAUUUUGUCUGGCAAGGGUGCCAAAGCCGCUAUGUUCUACAUUUCUGACUAUAUUACCAAGAUGGACAUCAAGACUUACGAGGUGUUGUCAUUGUUG